Molecule: messenger RNA, 2800 nt
Organism: Dromiciops gliroides (monito del monte)
Lineage: Eukaryota; Metazoa; Chordata; Mammalia; Microbiotheria; Microbiotheriidae
Gene: SYNDIG1
Product: synapse differentiation inducing 1
Exons: 5
Coding region: 826-1611 (261 amino acids)
Biological process (GO): positive regulation of synapse assembly; synaptic vesicle clustering
Cellular component (GO): synaptic vesicle membrane; excitatory synapse; intracellular membrane-bounded organelle
Source: RefSeq, a predicted model, not a curated record
CCUAGUCUGAGAUCUGUUUUUCCUCCUGCUUCUGCCGCCCUCAUAUUUCUAGCCACCCGUUCUGUCUUAGAGCUCCAGCCCCGGGCUGGCGGCUGGAUGUCAGGAGCGCCACAGGGUGGGGAGGCAGCAGCAGUGGUAGCAGUUGGGACUGAUCGUCCAGCUCCUCGGCCGCUGCAGAGGCAAAGUUGGCUGCCGUGGUCGUGCAGGGGUUGGGACUGCUUUUGCUUCUUUCUCCCUCCUUCUCCUCCACCUACUGGGGAGCGGGGCAGCUGUCCUCUCAGGCACGCACUUUGCGAUGCUCUCUGAGUCUGGAGGCGCGCACAGCGGCCAUCCCUCGCGCUUGCCCCUCACUGGGCUCCAAGCUUCUUGAUUCCGAACCCACCCUCCUUUCCCUGUGAGCUUGGGAGGGUUCUCUUCGCUCCACCUCUAGAGAAGCCCCGUGCUAGCUUCUUCCCCGCCUCUUCCUUCGCCCCUCAGGGCUCCCUAGAAUCUACCAAGCUGCUGCCCCGCGCCCGGGGCUCCCUGUGGCGCUCCGGGCGGCGCAGGGCUCCGGGUGCGGGUAAAGAAACCAGAGAAGAGCGGCCGCAGCCCUCUCAGGGAGCCAGCUUAGAGCUAGCGUGGGAGACAAGAAGAGCGGGGCGUCUCAUUGACCUGCGUACCCUGGCUAACUGGAGGAAGGUUCUGCUCUCUCCCUACUGUUCCGCUGGUUGCCCUGGGGUGCAGCUACUGGGUCACCUUGUUUCCGGAAAAUGGGAGCCAUUAGGCAAAUGUGACCUGCGUUUUCAAGAUACCAGCUAACAAUACUGCAGGGGAAGCAAAAGCAAUAUGGAUGGCUUAAUUGAACAGAAUAGUGUACUAAUGCAUAGUAAAAUCAGUGAAGCUGGGAAAAGGAAUGGCUUAAUUAACACCAGAAACUUAAUGGCAGAAAAUAGAGAUGGCCUGGUAUCUGUUUACCCAACACCCCAGUAUCAGACUCAUAUAGUGGGGAAUAUCUCAUCCCAGAGCUGCCUAGACAACAGCAGGAAUGAUCCAGUGCAGCAGUUACUGGAUCCCAACACACUUCAACAGACUGUGGAAUCUCACUAUCGCCCCAACAUCAUCCUGUACUCAGAGAAUGUGCUGCGUUCUUGGGGGGAGAGUGGGAGUUCAGACUGCUGUGAGACCACGUUUAUUGAGGACCGCUCACCUACCAAAGAUAGUCUCGAGUAUCCUGAUGGAAAAUUCAUCGACCUUUCCUCAGAUGACAUCAAAAUCCAUACUCUCUCCUAUGAUGUAGAAGAAGAAGAGGAGUUCCAGGAACUAGAGGUCCUUGAGAGUGACUAUUCCAGUGACACAGAGAGUGAGGACAACUUUCUGAUGAUGCCUCCACGGGAUCAUCUGGGCCUCAGUGUUUUCUCCAUGCUCUGCUGCUUCUGGCCUUUGGGAAUUGCUGCCUUUUAUUUGUCCCAUGAGACUAACAAAGCUGUGGCCAAGGGUGACUUCCACCAAGCCAGCACCAGUUCCCGACGAGCACUCUUCCUGGCUGUGCUCUCUAUCACCAUUGGAACUGGCCUCUACGUGGGAGUGGCCGUGGCACUGAUUGCCUAUCUCUCCAAAAACAAUCACUUGUGAGCCCCUGGCAAAGGGAGUAAGAGGGAAGAACUCAAUGGAUGAAGAGAAAACAGAGCUGAGCAGAUGGUGAGAAGAUGAGCCCUUGGCAUGGGGGACCAGGAAGACAAACCCAUGUGAUAUUGUACAUUAUGAAUCACAAAACAACUCCAUGAAGCCCUGAAUUUUUUGAUCUCCAUUUUUUUUCUUUUUGGCCUUUUAAAGGUCUUUUGCACCAGUGUGCUGAGGAGACAGGAGAACUGAAUACUUUUAGGAAGAAGAGUCCAGUGGAGAUCCCAAAUUGUGAGGCACCUUAGGUUUGUUUCUAGCUGGCUAAUGCAUACUGUGUCUACAUCACAGUCACAAGAAGCGCAACACUAACAGUGCUAUUAAUAGGCAAACAGAAUGGAUUUAUUUGUAUGGACUAUAAGACUCAAAAGACAGAGAGUGCAAGGGAUACACCAUAAUUUCACAUUGGCACUGCUUGAUCCCUUUUGCACAACUUUGAUAUCCCCCAUAAGAAUAUGACAGACAAAAAUUAUCUCCCUGUCUUCUUAAGCUGGGUAUGAGGGGCUAACCAGCUCCUAGGGCCUGUUCCCAGCUGACACUAUCCCAUGAGCCAGCCCAACCCCAGAAUGCAGGACCAGAAUAGCAUGGAAUCUGUCUUCAUCCCCACCACUGCUUCUUCUCCAUGGUGACUAUAAAAUGAGGCCACAAUGGGCCCUCUCUCAGAGUUUUGAAAUCAGUGAGAGACCAGGUGCUUCUGUGAAAAGAGGAGAAUGGCAAAGAAAGGCCUGAACCCAAAUAAGAAAGAGGAGCAAAGCAUCCCUCCUAUGGAUUCCUCCCUGUGCACAGCUGAGCCGAACAUGAGCAUUGUAACCUCAUGGCAACAGAGCUUACCAGUACCAAGACUGGAGACUCAGCCUCAGAAUGAAAAAAAAAAUAUUGGGACGUUUAUUUUCUUUGCUUUGUUGUCACUCACCUCAAUGAUAAGCAAUGUACCUAGCUAUCUUGUGAAAGAGUUGAACGCUAUCCUUUGUUGACUAAAUGAAUAGCUUAUUUUCUCUUCAUAUUUUUUUUAAAGUAGCAAUCAUUGCUUCGUGUUGCUCAGUUUAUCAGAUGAAUGCUGAGAAAGUAAUAAUCACAGCCAUUUUAAUACUGUUUCAUGUCUAUUUUCCCAGUGCUAUUUAUUUAACAAAAAUAUCUUUUAGGA